AUGGAUCUAUUAUCGGUCCUGCCGAACUUUGCGACACGAUCGUACGCGCAUAUCAUUCCUCCGCUCGAAAGAGGCAAGAUCACGACCGUGGACCUCAUCACCCUCGACACGCUCGAGAUCGCGAAACGCGCCCAUGUUCCCCCCGCAGAUGUCCGCCGGCUCUCCGCACAAAUCAUCCAAGCAUUGCACGGCGAUCUUGGCCUCGAGAGAACACAAGCAAAUCCAUCAACAAUAGAAGGAGAAGAACCAAGCUCGAGCAUCAUACCAAAGGGAGGAAAUGUUGAUCUAGGCCCCACGACAAAGCUCGACGCGUCGAGAUGGGACACGAUCACUACCCUGGACCCCGCACUGGAUGCGCUGCUGGGGGGAGGCAUCCCGACAGGCUAUGUCACUGAGGUGACAGGGGAGAGUGGAAGCGGCAAGACACAAUUCCUAUUGAGCCUCCUACUCGCCACCCAAUUAGCCAAACCAAAGGGCCUGGACAAACGGGCUAUUUAUAUAUCGACCGAGCAUCCGUUAGCGACCAGCCGUAUAUCUCAGCUGCUUGAAUGUCAACCGUACCUUUCAAGCCUCCCCCCCGACCAGAAGCCGUCCCUAGAAAACAUACUGUCAAUCAAUGCCAUGGACCUAGAGACACAGGAUCAUAUUCUCAAUUACCAGCUGCCAGUCGCUAUCACACGAUAUAAUGUCGGCCUGGUAAUCAUUGACUCCAUUACGUCCAACUACCGUGCCGAACACAACUCAAACAACAUCAUUGCUCUCUCCGCGCGAUCCACAGAACUCGCAAAAUUGGGUUACAUGCUGCGCAACCUCGCUGCGAAAGAAGGCAUCGCCGUUGUGCUGGCAAAUCAAGUUUCGGAUCGGUUUGAACCUGAGCCAGUCCAUGGGGGUCCUCCUCCACGUCCAGGAUUUCCGUCCAUCUUAAGCCAGAACCCUGCUAUAUCGUCGCGUGACACAGGUGCAGCAUCCCCAUUGCCCCGAAAUAGGAUGAAUGCACCCGACCAACAAUUCUCGUCUACCCAAAUCCCCUCAUCCUCUCCAAUAUCGUCUUCUCCUUAUCAUGCCCCAGAUGACGAACGAUUUGACGGCUCUUAUCUCAUUGAGAAUCCUGCUCGCAACGAUAUCCUUAGCCUGGUACAUCAAGAGAGGUUCUUUACUGGCUGGGGCGACGGUUUCUACUCCGAUCCAUCACCUAAAACCCCGGCCCUUGGAUUCUUCUGGUCCACGCAGAUUGCAUGCCGCAUUGCGUUGAAAAAAGAGACACAUUCAGUGGUGACCCCUUGGAAUGGUGCACAGCCUUUGUCAACACCGCAAGAACAGACAGGCUCUCAAUUCCAUAGCGCAGCGAGCAAGCUUCAGGAUUCAAAGGUGAAUGACACUCUUAUCGAUGAAUCUGGCAAAGUAGAACCAGGCUCUACAGUCAAGACCAGCGGACAUGGCAAACCAGAAGGCCUUCCCGAAAAAGAAAGCUCUUUGCAUAUGCCAGCACCGCAACCACCAGAGCACAUCACCCGGCGAACCAUGAAGCUCGUUUUUGCCCCUUGGGCCGCCAGCCGAAAAGAUUCUGGGAAUGGAAAGGGGAUAAGAACACACGACAAAAGGGAUUAUGAAAUAGACGUCGAAAUAUGGAAAGGGGGGCUGCGUUCUGUGAGCUCCGACGAAUGA
Messenger RNA from Penicillium manginii, 1665 nucleotides. RefSeq names its product putative DNA repair protein (Rad57). Bases 1 to 1665 code for a protein of 554 amino acids. Gene Ontology annotation, molecular function: ATP binding; DNA strand exchange activity; single-stranded DNA binding. NCBI's taxonomy places the organism in Eukaryota, Fungi, Ascomycota, Eurotiomycetes, Eurotiales, Aspergillaceae. The record is from RefSeq and is a predicted model, not a curated record. The transcript has 2 exons. Gene Ontology annotation, biological process: DNA recombinase assembly; mitotic recombination; DNA repair.